Arachis ipaensis is the source of this 1800-nucleotide messenger RNA. The record is from RefSeq and is a predicted model, not a curated record. NCBI's taxonomy places the organism in Eukaryota, Viridiplantae, Streptophyta, Magnoliopsida, Fabales, Fabaceae.
UGAAAACAAACUACAACUCUGAGAGUUUAGUUGUGGGUAAAGAAGGUAGAAGACAGGGGUUUGCUAAAGCUAGGGAUGAAUUGGAAAUGUAAGAGCCAGAGAAGCGUUAAAGUCAAAGUGACUGUAGCACUAGGUUUAGCCUUGCAGUAUAUGAUAUUUUGUCAACACCUCUGUUUGUCCCUUGCAUUCGUUAGACUGAUGCUUAUUCUCGCAGUUGACUGACCACUGUUGACACUUAAUUAAAAAGGUUGACUUAGGGGUUCGUUCGACUUCAACUUAUCCCAUAGAUUAGAUUAUUGGAACAAACAAACAAUCACCCUUCCCGUCCCAUCCCAUCCUGAUUUUUCAUCACUAUUAAACUCAGCUUCUUCUGCACUUGGCUGAUGGCUUCAUCAGUAUUAGUGGCCCAAUUAUGUUUACUGGUUGCCUUUGUAUUCCAUAAUCUUCAAAUCACAAGAAGCAAACAGGUUUGCGAUGUGAAGUCAUGCGGCGAAAUCGAAGAUAUUCAGUUCCCUUUCGGGUUGAAAGAAGCCAAUCAAGAGCCUCAGUGCAGCUAUUACCCUGACCCCAGUUUCCAUCUCUCGUGCAAGCGCAACAACCUCACUCAAACAAUCCUCACUCUCCCCAAAACAGAGGACUUGGUAAUCAAGAGCAUCGAUUACGAGGAACAAACCAUCCAAGUCAACGAUCCCAAAGGUUGUCUCCCAAAACGGUUCUUGCACAAUAACUGGGACCUUUCGGAUUCACCAUUCACGCUCGACAUCGCACGCUACAAAUAUUUCAAUCUGACCUUCCUCAGUUGCCCCUCAAACUGGACCAAAUCCACGGGGUCACCUAGAAUCGCAUGCCUCAGUGACAACACUGGAAACUCGGUCAUAGUCUUAGGGCUGCGUCCUAUUGACACGUCAUCAACGUGUGACGUGAUAUCCACGGCUCUUGUGCCGCUUCCGAUGGUGGAUAUGCCUCAGUGGCCAUUCUGGCCUGAUCUCAACCACGAUAUUGGCUUGGCUUGGACCCAACCUAGGUGCUCCCAAUGUGCGGUUAGUGGCCAACGUUGUGGCUUCGUCAACGAUAAAACUUCUCGAGUUGGAUGCUUUUCUACUCCCACCAAAAACCAAGCGUUGGAUAUUCAUGAUUGCGUGCAGGUCUUAGCAGCAGUGCCAAAUAUGGCUUAACCUUAGGAGUGGGAGUUCCCGGGCUCUUAUGUUUAAUUGGGCUUUCAUGCUUCAUUUGCGGUAAGGUCAAGGUUCAUAUUCAUCGCCGACGGGCGCUUGUUGAAGCCCACUGAUAAUACCUGCUCAAUAUGCCUCUGUGAAUAUGAGCCUAAAGAUACUUUGAGGACCAUACCUGAGUGCAACCAUUAUUUCCAUGCUGAGUGCAUAGACGAGUGGCUCAGAAUGAAUGGAACCUGCCCCUUGUGCAGGAACACACCGGGGGCAUUAUCUAGAGUUAACCCUUCUUUCUCUUCUUUGUCUCAUCACACUUCAUCAAUGUCCUCUACGCCAUAAAUAGUCCAUGCUUAUUCUAAUCCUCGUGUUUAUGUAGUGUAUAUAGGGCCUAUAAUAUAGGCAGGCUAUAAAGAUUAAGAGUAGUGUUUUUGUAUCUGUGUAAUAUUACUUUUCAUUUUUUUCCCCUUAAUAUAUAGCGACUAAAAGAGCUUAUAUCAUUUGAAUUGAAAGACAAGCAGAAAAAGGGUUAACAAUAGUUUCAUUAACCAGGAUAUUAUGCUAUCACUUUUGAAGUUGGACAAGAUUUCAACUUUAGUUUGCAAUCUCACAGGAAAUUAAAAAAAAAAAAAAG